AUGGGUCAUAAAGUAAAUCCGUUAAUAUUUAGAAGUUUGAUAUAUAAAAAUUAUAUUAAUAAUUUUUAUAUAAAUAUAAUAAAUAAUAAAUAUUAUUUAUUAAAAAUAUUAUUAAUAUAUUUUUUAUAUUAUAGUAUAUAUAAUAAUAUAUGUAAUAAUAAUAAUAAUUAUAUUAAUAUACAUAUAAAUUUUGAUAUAAAUAAAUUUUUAAUUAUAUUUUUUUUAUAUGAUAAAAAUAUAGUAUAUAAUAAUUACAAUUUUAAAUAUAUUUUUAUUUUGUUAAAUUAUUUUAAUUAUUAUUAUUAUAAAUAUUAUAAUUAUAUAUGUUAUUUUAAAUUUAAAUAUAUUCAUAAUAUUGAUAUAAAUAUGAUAAUGUUUUAUGUUAAACAAUAUUAUAUUAAGUAUAAAUCUUUAAAAUUAAUAUUCGAUUAUUUAUAUAAUAAUAUAUUAAAAAAAUAUAAUUAUAAUAUAAAAGGAUUAAAGAUUAAAUUUUCAGGAUGUUUUAAAAAUAGUUUAAAAACUAAAGUUGAAAUAUAUACAUAUGGUAUUAUAUCUUUAAAUAUGGUAUCUAAUAAUAUUAAAUAUUUAAAUGAUAUUAUAUAUAUUAAAUAUGGUAUUUUGAGUAUAAAAAUAUGGUUAAAUAAUUAA
Messenger RNA from Plasmodium gonderi, 648 nucleotides. NCBI's taxonomy places the organism in Eukaryota, Apicomplexa, Aconoidasida, Haemosporida, Plasmodiidae. The record is from the annotation of a RefSeq genome assembly.